AUGGCAGAAGCCAUCGGCAUCCCGUCGCCCUUCUACCGCACCUCUGCCGCCGAUAGCCCCGUCGACCCUCCCACCUCCAGGAACCAGCGGCACCCACCGAUCCACUCCACCAAGCCCCAGGCUAUCGCCGGCGCCAGCCCCAUCACCAAGCGCAAGCAGUCCAAGAGCCGCAAUGGUUGCAGCACUUGCAAGGCGAAGCGCUUGAAGUGUGACGAAACCAAGCCGACCUGCCAGCAAUGUACCCGCCGCGGCGUGCCAUGCGGCGGAUACAAAAAAGACUUCAAAUGGCGGGCCUUCGAUGACGCCAGCUUUCAGCCAGCUCACAAGCCGUCAACCCGGACAUCAUCGCCAAAUGAUUUCUCCGAUAUUCGAUACCCUCCAGCGCAGACCUCUACUCCCACUUCCGCUUUCCAGAAUGUUUUUGUUGAAUAUCGCCCGUACGCGAGUGACCUCUAUGCCAUGUCCAACGCGCCUGCUUUCAUGACCCCACCAGCUUCACUACUCCUUCCCGAUCAGUUCGAUCCUAUUUCAGAUGCACACACACCGAGAGCCUUCGCCGACGCUGACGCGAUGCUGAGUCCUGAACCCGCCCUCGCAAGGACGACAGCGCCAUCAAGUACGGCGUCCGGGCAGUCGCCUCGACUAGCUGACUUGCUUCUACCUGGGACCGACCUUCACUCACCACCCGCCGAGUACUACACUUUCCGCUCGCAAUAUUCGGAGUCAUUCUUCCAGCCCGGAUACUACAAUCCACCAAUUGGAUCAGUGGACGGGGACGACGUUGAGGAAAUCCCGCGCAAUCACGACUUCAAUACAGACUCGGAGCUUUGGAUGACGGGUCAGCUAUCGCCGACUGGAUCUACUUCCUCGAGCUCAUCUUCGAACUCGAACAGUGGCAUGCUGCUCUUCGAACCCACGUUUCCCCCAAACUCCCCUGAACAAAUAGUGCUCCGAUACGACCGCAAUACGUGUGGCAUACUGUCAGUGAAGGAUGGACCAACAGAAAACCCGUGGCGGACCUUGAUUUGGCCCCUGGCACGGGAGACGCCGGCCUUGUAUCAUGCUAUUGCUUCGAUGACCUCGUUCCAUCACUCUGUAAACAAUAGACCCAUGAGAGUGCAGGGACUGGAGCACAUGCGCACUUCGAUUCAAAAGCUAUCUAAAGGGAUUCAGAACAUGAAGUUUGAUGCCGCGAUAGCAACAACGCUUGUCCUUGCCUUUGCGGAGUCCUGGGACACCCAUAUCUGCUCUGGAAUCGACCAUAUCAAAGGGGCGAAGAUCUUGGUCAACCAAGCACUGGCCCGACACCGGCAGACACCGCUUGCGGGAGACGAGCUGACUCGUCUCAAAUUUCUGUGCAACACUUGGAUAUACAUGGAUGUGAUAGCUCGCUUAACAUCCGUUGACGAGGACGAGUCGAAUGAUGUUGAGAGGGUUGCGAGUCUGAUCAGCGCGUCCGCCCAGGAUCCACAUCUCGACCCGCUGAUGGGUUCCGCGGGCCGUCUGUUCCCGUUGGUUGGUCGGGUCGCAAACCUGGUCCGAAGAGUACGGAAAACCGACAGCAACGGUCCCAGCAUAAUUUCUCAGGCUAUCGGGCUCAAAGCACAGCUGGACAGUUGGUCAGCUCCAGAUGAUAUCGUGGACCCAGAAGACCCAACGACGUCUAUUGCAGAUUCCAAGCGGACCGCCGAAGCCUAUAGAUACGCUACACUUCUUUACCUCCACCAAGCCGUUCCCGAAGUACCUUCUCUUCCUUCCGCCAUGCUUGCCAAGAAAGCUUUGAGCGAAUUGACGCUCGUAGACACGAAUUCCAGGGCAGUCAUAGUUCAAAUAUAUCCGCUUACUGCCGCAGCGUGUGAAGUGGAAGAUGAAGACGAUAGAGAGUGGAUACGAGGCCGCUGGAAUGCAAUGGCAGGCCGAAUGAAGCUUGGAAUCAUAGAUCGAUGUAGGGAAGUCGUCGACGAAGUGUGGAAAAGACGUGACGCGUACGCCGCCGAAAAGGCCAAAGCAGCACGGAGACGGAGCAGUUUGUCGUCUUCAUCACCAUCGCUAAAACGGGGGUGCCCCAGCGAAGGAGCAGUCAUUGACGAGCAGUUCAACUGGAUGGAGCUAAGUGCGAAGAGAAGAGCAGUCGGCGGUAUUGGGGCUUUUGAUACCCCUAGACUAGUCCCAGUAAAAGCAGAAAGAGGAGAGCUCAAGAAUCGUACAGAGUUGGAUACUGAGAUACUCGAAACAGAGUACACAGUUAGAGGGAAACUUCAUUGGCUCAGCGUAAUGCAAGACUGGAAAUGGGAAAUAUUACUGGGAUGA
Messenger RNA from Mytilinidion resinicola, 2310 nucleotides. RefSeq lists its product as uncharacterized. Lineage: Eukaryota; Fungi; Ascomycota; Dothideomycetes; Mytilinidiales; Mytilinidiaceae. The transcript is spliced from 3 exons. Bases 1 to 2310 code for a protein of 769 amino acids. Gene Ontology annotation, molecular function: transcription cis-regulatory region binding; DNA-binding transcription factor activity, RNA polymerase II-specific; zinc ion binding. Gene Ontology annotation, biological process: positive regulation of transcription by RNA polymerase II. The record is from RefSeq and is a predicted model, not a curated record. Gene Ontology annotation, cellular component: nucleus.